Molecule: messenger RNA, 1391 nt
Organism: Cuscuta europaea
Lineage: Eukaryota; Viridiplantae; Streptophyta; Magnoliopsida; Solanales; Convolvulaceae
Source: the annotation of a GenBank genome assembly
GGUUCAGUCUUCCUUUUUCGAUCGGGUCCGUUGAAUGGGUUAUUUGCUCACCCUUUAUCACAUACGGAUUGUAAGGGUAUCCCACAUAUAAACCCUAUUUUCGCAUCUAUACGUUUACAGCUAAACUAGAGCAUCGACGGCGGCCAGCAAGACGAGGAAGCAGAAAAAUGGUGUCAGGAUCGGGAAUUCGAGCCCGUAGAGUGGUCGUGGACGCCAGACACCACAUGUUGGGGCGACUGUCUUCCAUCCUGGCCAAGGAGCUGCUCAAUGGCGUGCGAGUGGUGGUGGUCCGAUGCGAAGAAAUCUGCCUCUCAGGUGGUCUUGUCCGUCAGAAGAUGAAGUACCACCGCUUCCUCCGCAAGAGAAUGAAUACCAAGCCAUCCCACGGCCCAAUCCACUUCCGGGCACCUUCGAAGAUUCUAUGGCGCACAAUUAGAGGAAUGAUUCCACACAAAACGAAGAGAGGAGCAGCAGCACUAGGACGAUUGAAGGCGUACGAGGGUGUUCCCACACCUUAUGAUAGGGUGAAGCGGAUGGUUAUACCUGAUGCCCUUAAGGUUUUGAGGCUCCAGGCUGGGCACAAGUACUGCUUGCUUGGUAAGCUGUCAUCUGAGGUUGGCUGGAACCACUAUGACACGAUCAAGGUCCUCGAGGAUAAGAGAAAGGAGAGGUCACAAGCGGCAUAUGAGAGGAAGAAGCAAUUGACAAAACUUAGGAUCAAAGCUGAGAAGGCUGCUGAGGAGAAACUUGGUCCCCAACUUGACAUCCUUUCAGCUGUUAAGUACUGAACUGUGUUUUUGGUUCAUGCGUAGAGAUUUUGCCAGGACGUCUUUCAGGUUUCAGCUGAUAAUGGUAUCAAAGGCUGAUCUUUUUUACUUUCAUUGUGGUAUUUAAACUUUUUUACACCAGAGUACUUGUUUGUUCCAGGCUGGUUUAUGAUUGUUUCCAAGUUACGUGCGUUUGAAGUUUGGACUCAUUUAUGCAAGAUUUUUGCAAUGCUGUAGUUUUCCCUUGCAAUUGUUUUCCCUAUAUGCAAUUUUUCUCUCUAUAUGCAAUUAUUAGAGUGUUUGGGUGAAAGUGCAGAAGUGGGUUUUUAGAAGCCGAGGUGAUAGUAGGCUUGGACUCGGGCCGGGCCCGCCGGUUCCGUAUCCAUAGGUCCGAGACCGGCCUGGGUCUUGACCGGUUCCGGUUCUUUUUUUAAUCUUAUUUAUUUCACCCCCAUCCCCCCCAACCCCAAACCCCUGGAAAAUACCCAGCCCAGCCCAACUAACCCCAGUCCAAACCAAAAAAAAUCAAAAAAAUAAAAUAAAAAAGGCCUGAACCGGGCUGGGCCGGACCGGUUCCCCUUUUCCCUUACCUGUGCCCGGAACCGGUAGACCCCCCGGGCCUAG